AUGAUGCAUCGUCGUUGUCGUCGUCGUCCUGGGCCAGAGGAGAACCGAGCUCGUCCUGAUAUGAUUGCUCGUCCUUCUCUAUCCAUCCACAGAGAACCUCGGCCAUUUAAUAGCAAAUGAUUCGAAGCGUUUCUGCUCGAGAUUCGUGGACAACUCAUUUUUUCUCACUGGAUCGAGAUCUUCGAUGUUGGGCAAGAGAUUCAGGGAUUUGGAGUGUCAGAGCGAGGGAAGACCGUUCCUCCUCCUCCUCUACCUCCUCUUGGCAACAACGGAAGAAAAUUGUGCAGAAAAUGGUGCUUUUCCUCGGUCCUACUUUAUGGCACAUGAUAUCCGCAGUGGUCUCAUGCAGCUCGGGUUUUAAUAUCUCCUCUCUCUCUCUCUCUCUCUCUCUUUUUCUUCCGUAACCAUGUACUCCCCAACAACCUUCUUUUUAAAUUCAUGGGAAAGAAUGCACCUCCAGUUUCACAAAUAAUUCCUUGUGUUUGGACGGCUCCCGAAGAGCGUUCUUUCGACGAGGACAGGGGCAACUUUCUUUCGAAUGCCCGUGGAAGUUAGACGAUCGAUUGGACGCUUGCCCGACUUGACUUGUGAAGACUUCCGUGACAUCUAUGACCUGGUGCGUGGAGGCUCACUAAGGGAUGGAAUGGAAUGGAGACAAGACAAUCCAGUUUGACAUGUCGCUUUUCAAUCCAAGGUCUGUAAAUAUCGCUGACGCUUUUUCGAGCUUCGUGAAGUGCGACAAAAGAAAACGGAAUUUUGGAGGGCGUCCAGUUAGUUAUGUGGGUUACGAUGCACGAAAUUUGACCACCGAUGGUCAAGAGCCCAGUGGUAGCACUGAAAUGCUCUCAAUGCUCUCAAUGCUCUCAACCUUGUACAUGUUUGUCCAAGCUUUGAAGUCUACGAAUGACUGGCUCCAUAGCUUCGGCUGCAAGCUUGGUUCAUGCUUCCUGCAUUUGACAACACUUUCUCAUAUAACGUGGAGUAAAAGUAAAAGCAAAAGGAGCAGGCCUUGAUUCUACAGAAGCAACCACAACAACAUCACGACAUGAAACUCAAGAAGCUCUGGCUGAUGGAUGGAUGUGUCGGCCUUGUGUAGCAAGUUGAAAGAGAGAAAGAGAGGCUCAUUGCUACUUCCGGAUCUGUGAUUAACAAUCUGGAACACAAACGUGGACAAUUAUGUUUAGGACAAUUAUAAUAUGGGCGAGAAUGUGCUCGAGCCAAUCACGUCACGUAGGUUGAUGCAUAAAUCAUGGCGAUAUUCACCGGAAACAGCGAAGUGUGUGUUGGUCAGUGACAGUGACAGUGACGGAGGUUGGGAGACUGCAUUGCAUGCCCGAGGAAAAAUGCCAGGACUUCGUUUGUCACUACCACGACGUGUUUUCUUGUACGAAGCCGAUGGCCUAGCUCCUUGCAACACCUGUACGAGCGAGCGCGGCACAAUCGGGACAUGGGACCUGAAUCCGUGCUGGAAGCGGUCCAGCUCGAUCCAAUUUCAGCAGCAGAGGGUGCAGUCUUCUCUCACGGUCACAUCCGUAUCGGUUGAUGACCAUGAAAGAAAAAUCCUGUUGGCAGGCAGGCAGGCAGGCCGGCCGAGAGGACACUUGCUCCCUCAAGCCACGAGUGCUUGACCUCACUAGUCCUUUGCUUUGCAUGGAAUGUGCUGCAUUUGUGCUGCGGAUAUAGUUAAAUAAACCUCGCCCUUCGAUUUAUCAAUUCUUCACAUUUACUCGCAGCUGCGAACGUACAUCGAGAAUCCGAUACGUCCUCGCAGAUAUCUCUCCUCUCUCCAACAGGAAUACUAGUCCUCUCACGGAGCUGACGUCAAUCCUUCUCCUUCUGGUGGGCUCCCCUGGAGGUCAGCAGCAGCGAGAUAUUUCAGCUCCUCCUCCGACUGACUGAGUGUGUGUUCGCUAGACUUCAUUCCUCCAUGACUCGGAAGCGUUUCCAGUCAGGGAACACAGGAGCUGGGUCCAGAUCAGAUCAGUUACAGUUUCAUCAUGCAUUCAUUCAUUCAGUCAUUGAGUCAUUCAUUCGCGUUCUGCUUCAUAACUAGCUCCAGACGAUGACCCAAUUUAGCUCAGAAUUGAAAUUGGAGGCAUCCUUCCCUCGAGGGUAAGGUGAACUGAUCAAUCUAUCACAUUUAGUCCCUCAGUAACCUUUCAGUAACUUCGAUAGGAGCUCGAGGAGGAAAAAAAUAAACCUUUUUCUGCCAUUGCUCCGCUUUGCAGCUAGCAGUCUGGCAAAAAGCUGAAGCUGAGUCCAGAUUUACCGAUGCGAACUUCUAAAUCCAGUGGCCAAGGUCGGGGAGAAAACGCUUUCGACUGUAAAGUUAGAGAUGUCCAACUCAGCGUGACCAAGCGUGUUCCCACAUCUUGUUUACGAAGACUGACUUGAACUUCGACUUUAAGGUCGCACUCAUCUGAUGCACGGGUUAAGGAAAGAAACCCAGAAUAGCAUUUUAUUUUCUACUGCCAUACAUUUAUUCGAAACGUAUAUCCCAAUUUUAUAAAUAAAGAGUUAAAUAUGG
This is a messenger RNA of Marchantia polymorpha subsp. ruderalis, 2527 nucleotides long. The record is from the annotation of a GenBank genome assembly. NCBI's taxonomy places the organism in Eukaryota, Viridiplantae, Streptophyta, Marchantiopsida, Marchantiales, Marchantiaceae.